GUCUGCAGCCGUCAGUCAGCGGAGAGGAGCGUAUGUUUCAGCCGUCAGUCAUGUGUAUAUAUACAUUAUCUUAUUAAAGCCUUGUGUAUGUUGACAAUUAGAAGAUAUAAAUAUGCACAGGACAAACGUUGUAAAUAUCCACAGGUUUUACCGAUCACGUGAUUCAGAGUAGCCGAUUCCAUAAAACAGACAAGCUUGCUUGAUAAUAACAUGAUACUUCUCUACCGUGCACGCGAUCAGUGAAACCUUUGAUCAUGUCGGCAAGACUUUCCAGGACCUGUAAACCCUUGCUUCCGGAGAGAGAAGAUAUCGAUACACUACUGGUACUUCUAGAAUCCGAAGACACGCCGAGAAUAAAACACGCCUUGCAGACAGUGGGAUGUCUGAAGUCAGCUGUUGAGGAGGACUCGCCAAAGGAAAUACUGAAGAUAAUUGUCUGUAGAGAUAAAACAUUUACCUGCUUUUAUGAACUUUAUCAUCGUUUUGGGGAACAUGGCUUCAACGACAUCGCAGCACAAUUUCUUCGUUAUUUUGAGAUAACAUCUGGAAAAUCCGGGGCAAUAUCUAUAGUCCGCAGAUCGACUCCAGAUGACAGAGCACGUGCCCUGGAUAAUAUAUACAGGUGGCAAGGAAUGUUUCAUGAUGGUCAAUUUCAUGAUCCUCUACAAGUUUGCAGGGCACUAUCUGCAAACAUGAAAAUGAAAUGGAAGAACGAAUCAAAUGGGAAAAGAAAGUUGCUUUACGCAGACAACUGUGAAUAUUUGCAGAUUUUAGAAUUAGACACUAUCAUCCACAUGUACGAUAAAUCAAAAUUCGAUGAAGAACUAUUCCAAAGAAUCCAUUCAUUUUCGAAUCAAACAUCUAGUGCGCCUACGUUUGACGCCUUGUGUUGUGUUAGAAGAUCUCUAACUCGUGCAUAUGCUGGGGACUUUGCUGCAGCUGAAGAUUUGGCAAACUAUGCAAAGUUCCUCGCGGAAUUCGGCAGUGCCCCCGUGGAAUAUGCCAAUGUUCUAUACUACAUUAUCUUGUGUAAGUUGUGUCGUAUUCAGCAUUCUCCGACAACCAAAUUGAAAGAAUCCCUGCUGAAAGACGGAGAACGAGCAUUGAGUAUGUUGAUCUCGGACCCAUCAGAUGAGAAGAAUUUGGUGACAAAGAGAGUGAUUUUGUUGAGGAUGGCGUUUUGUUUGCUCGGAAUUGGUUUGAAUGGGGAUGUGUCUCCGAACUAUCAGGUCAGUCAAAGUGACCUAGAAAAGGCAGAAACGUUCUUAGCUGAAAUCGAGAUGACAGGCGUAGUGGCUCGUCGAAAAAUGUUUCAUUACAGAAGUCAGUCCAGGGUUUACGAAUUACGAGGUUAUCUGUGGAUGGCGCUGAAGACCAUUUCGCAGGCUUAUUCCAUCGCAAAAAACGGCCAUUUCGAAGAAGCUGGUGUCAUUGACAGAUACUUAUUUUCUCUGUUGAAAAGGUUGAACCAGUGUGAAGAUAAAAUUACUACGCGUCGACAUUCCGUCUGACUUCAUGUUUAACAGCUGUUUAAUUCUUUCCAAGUUGUUGCUUUGUUGGUAUGCUAUUUAUACUAUCACACACAAUGCACAUCCGAUAAAUCAAACAAUAUUCUAGACAAAUGUACAUCACCGGCUGUUUUGUCUUUGUGGUGACUAGUUAUGCGCAUUGUUAACUAGAUUUACCGGCCUGACAAAUACUUAUUACGUAAUGUUCCAAACUGAACACAGAUAAAGGGUAAAUCUUUGAAUCAAAAUACAGACAGCAGCCGUUGUUUCACAGAAAACAACGGUGAAUUUGAAAAGACCGUGUAUUCUUUUUCAAUGCCCACUCAAUCGGGUUGCGAUUUCAGAUGCAUGUUACAAACAAUGCGCUAACACAGGAAUUGUGAUAAUAUUUAUUGCAGUAUUUGAAUAGCAGUAUAUUUUUGUCGGGGUGAGGGGUGGGUUUCGGGUAUAUCGCGAUCGGUAAACAGAAUCUGUUAACUCCUAUUUAUUUUCGUACUGAAUACGAUUAUAUGCUUUAUUUUAUUCAUUAUUUGAAUAUUCAUUGUAUACAUUUUUCAAUACAUGUCAUAUAAAUAUGGUUACUGUAUCGAUUUAUACAUAUAUAUGUAAUCAUCCAUAUUUACCUCUUUUGUUCUAUAACCAAACUUAACAUUCAAGGCUAGAUGAAAUGCUUAAUUUGUUGGGUUUUUUUUUUUUUAAUUAUUAUUUAUUUAUUUGCCAUUGUUUAUUUCAUUUUAAGUAUCAAUUAUUUCCUUGUAUAUAAACAUUUUUCAUAAAUUCUAAAAGGUAGAUAUAUUUGUAUGAAUGAAAGGUGAAUAUAACGGACAGUGAUCAAUCUCAUAACUCCUAUAAGCAAUACAAAAUGGGCUAACACGGACCCCUGGACACCCCAGAGUUGGGAUCAGGUGCCUAGGAGGAGUAAGCAUCCCCUGUCGACCGGUCACACGUGCCGUGAGCCCUAUAUCUUGAUCAGGUAAACGGAGUUAUCCGUAGUCAAAAUCAGUGUCCCAAGAAGGGCCUAACAAUCGGUAUGAAACACGUCAGACAGCAUUUGACCUAAUGAUAAGUUGUAUUGACGAACUAGAUUGUUAUAACGAUCAUAGAAUUUGCGAAAUGCUGACUUCAAUCGAGACUGUUGAAACUCCUGUACCAUCAACUUCUUUGUCAGUAGCUUGUCUCGAUUUAAAAACUGACCAUACGCAGAACAAGCUCUUGCGUAUGGAAUCAGUUGAGAGACAAACACCAUAAGAAGGUGAUCAUGGAAUAUUGCUACAUAAAUAUGGGAAGUUGACGAUGGAGAAGCUGAAAUCAUCCCGUUUGUCAUACAGUUGAGCUGUCAGUUUCCCGUUAAUGUCUACUUUCAAUAAAAUAUCUAAGUAUAAAGCAGAA
Molecule: messenger RNA, 2897 nt
Organism: Ostrea edulis (European flat oyster)
Lineage: Eukaryota; Metazoa; Mollusca; Bivalvia; Ostreida; Ostreidae
Exons: 2
Coding region: 255-1511 (418 amino acids)
Source: RefSeq, a predicted model, not a curated record